Mya arenaria is the source of this 3788-nucleotide messenger RNA. RefSeq lists its product as uncharacterized. The record is from RefSeq and is a predicted model, not a curated record. The coding region runs from base 212 to 2971 and encodes 919 amino acids. NCBI's taxonomy places the organism in Eukaryota, Metazoa, Mollusca, Bivalvia, Myida, Myidae. The transcript has 2 exons.
UACCUGUGUAUAUUCUUGCUUAAGAUUUGGAUAUGUUAGUCUGGAAACAAUUAAAAUGACCGCAGAAAGGUAAAAUGUUAUUGAAUAGCGCUGAUAAGCGAAUAAAUAAUUGUUUGUGCCAUAUGUGCAGCAGCUGCAGCUUGCUACAAAACACUGUUGAGAUAACGUUAAUCGCUUUUAAUAUUAUGACAGCGCUUCCCUACUGAUAAAGAUGGAUUGGAAAGAACACCGCCUUAUUCGCACGUUAUUUCUAAUCUCAUUACUGCAUGGAGUGGAGCUUCUUCCAGAAGGCAAUGUCUCUACAGUUUUUCCUAACACAACAAACGCACCGGUACUGUGUCAAAUAUAUUCGAAAGAUGAAAAAGUCGCGGCAGACAUAAAAGACGCACUUGACUCGGGAACGAAGAUGAUUAAGUAUCAUUUAAAACUAGACAAUGAUGAUAACAAAUGGGAAGGGAAAAACAAAAGUGAUGCCUACAAACUAUUAUAUUGGGUAAGGACAACUGGUCGCCACGGAACUGGAUUGCUGCUCUUACGCCACGAUUAUGAUAUUCUUUCUCUUACUACACUUGAACUCGGAGUGGUCACAUUUGAUGUCCGUAUACAGGAACAUCCUGCAGAUUGCUUACAAAAUACGUCACUCACAGGCAUAGAAACUUUAUUUCGUGAACUUGUGAUGAAUGAUUUUCAGAACAAAAGCACCGGAGAAGCAAUCGAGAUGGCGGCGUCUGAAAAUGUUUGCAACUUGCAUGUGUUUAAUGAUUCGGGUACGGCCAGAUAUAAAUACAUUUGUUGUAGUCGCGGUGCAAACUCGAUUCUCACUUGCGAUUUCUUGGAGUCGGACAUCUGGUUUACCAUUUUAAUGGUUUCUAUAACAGUUCUUAAAAUACUGAUUGCCUUAUACAGUCCGAGAUUUGUUCCACAAUCAUUAUACCGUCUACGAAAUUUUGCAAAACCAUUUGUGCAUACAAUUGAUCCCAUGAAAAUUAAAGUAGUUCGGACCAGGACUCCGGAUUUGUAUAAAAUUGCAGACGCAAAUGGUGAACAAAUUACAACGAUAAAGUCUAAGAAAUUUAAAUAUAUGCCUAAGUUUGAGGACAUGCUUAGAAGCCUUCGUCCGGAGGCUCCAUACACACUGACGUUUGAAAAACUCCUUUUGCGCGUGAAGAGUGAUAGGCUGCUUCCAGAAGAUUACGCACCAGUAGGUCUUAUAAAAGCAUUGUACGAAUCCUUCGUGAAAUGUGAAAUCCGUAAUCGUUCGUCAGUCGAAGACUGUUGUAACGUUGACGUAUGCAGUGCCAUAACAUGUACGAAGAAAAGUUGUUCCUGGUAUCGUUUGUUGAAGGAAAUGAUGAAAGCAGUGAUCAUAUUUUUCUUGGCACUUCCUUGGCUGUUAAGAAUGUAUGUUUAUUUUGAGUAUGAACAUGAGGAAUUGAAUGACAGAAAGACUGAUGCAAAUGAGCGAAACCUUGAAUUCUAUUUUCCAGGCAGUGUUACCUUAUACCUUACUCCGAUUCACGUUUUAUUCCUCGCAAUCUACUGCUUGCUGAUAUUUGAAUCUCUCACAUACGGCAUCAUUAGAAAACGAGCCAAAGAGCGUUUCAAAUUUGUCAUGAGAAAGUGUUUCAGUGACAUGGCUGAUGGAGAAAAGAUGUAUGUAUUUGGCUGGUUAGUUAAAAACCUCCUGAAGCCUUGUACAUCCUUUGGUGGUAUUGGCCUAUGUGUAGGACUUGUCGUGAUCCCUUUAUCGGUGCCUUUGAUAUUUAGCCUGCUUGCAUUUUAUAUGGUACCGACACUGAACAUUGCGUGCAGAUUAUUGGCACAGUUUGCAGUAUAUCUUUGUCCGAAUGUCAGCUGCUUCUCUUCAUGGGCGUGUUCAAAACGCAUACGAUCUGCCUUAGAAUUUGAUGUUCUUUCUUCAAUGGAAUCUUUAGACAAAGAUAGACUUAUAAUGAAAUCACCUUUAAAAAGAGCUGUGCAAGUUAUGACCAUUAUGCUUUGUUUGAUUUCCUUAUGUUCCGUUGUUUUUCUUAUAUCCGAACUGAUAUCCUUUUUGGUUGAAGUAGUUGUGUAUACGCUCAUGGGCCUGGUUUUGCAUGCGUCGUUGACAUUAACGUACGUUUCCCUCAUUUUAAUUUUAUUUUUCUACGCAAAUGACAGUUUUGGAACGGUAACCCAAACGUACUUGAAAUUCAAUGAGACGAUGCAUUCAGUUGUCACUGUAUUGCUGAAAGAAGAAAUAGAAAAGGAGGUACGGAAAAGUGAAGAGAAACAAGAAAACCUGGCCUUUAGGAUGCCGCUUCAAGAUUUUACUUCGAAUGAAGCAUAUGAAGGACAAGACAACAGAAUUGAAAACAAAACUUCAGCAAAAGGGGGACACAAUAUUGAAGUGAAAGACGGUAUACCCCAAUGGACUACAUCUCACAUAUUACUCUUUCUCACAAGGAAGGAUCAGCCAAUGAUCCCGAGCCGGUUUUACUUUGAUUCGUGUAAAAUGCCGUACUACAAUGUGCCUGGUGAUAUCUUACUCAAGUAUUUACACGCUGCUGUAGAGUUUGGAUCUGUCAUUAUUUUCUUACUUUUUGUUUUGGUGGUUGUUCUGGCAUUUGGUGACGCGUACAACGUUUCAGCAACAAACAAGCUUCUAGCAACAGUCGCAGGUGGAUUCAUACCUUUUAUGUUAAAGAAAUUCCUUAUUAAAGCCCAUUCAAUUUCAGAAGUUGAUACCAGUGACAUUCAUUUUAAAAUGUGUCUCAAUGAAGUCGUUAAAAAUUAUAAGGAAUACUGGCCGAUCUUUGACAUUGAAUUAACCUCAUGCGAACGAAAUCCUAAGGAUUUAAAACCAAUUGCUACAGUAGCUGAUAACGAAGUACAAACAACGGAACGAUCCGAAAGAUUUGAUUUGAUCAUUGAUAUCAGUGAAGAAGCAAAACAAGGGGAGAGUCAUGGAUCUAAUUAUAUCGAAAUGUGAUGCAUAUGGUUUCGAUUGAUGUAUAAACACUUACCCAUCACCGUGCGCAUUCAUGUGCUUUUGUAAGAACAAAUGUAUCGUGUAUGGUAUAUAAUCUUACAAUGAUUCACUUCGAGUUAUGUUAACAGAAAUAUUUUACUGUCAUAAUCAAUGUUUUGUUGCAAAGGAAACUGUGAGCUGCUUUUUUGAAAAUUGAAAAUGUUUAGCUUUCGAAAAUCUUGAUUUAUUUACUACAGUCAUUUUCUACUGCACUGAGGCCGAUUUCUCGAAACUACUUUAUAUCACGAUUAAGCUAAGCUCACUAUUUUUGCUCUUCUAUAAUUUGUGAAAUAUUUACUUUUUUUGAAAGUAUUUUUAUAGUUAAUUGAAGUUAUUUAUCUGAUUAUCACGGAAAACUCAGUUAAUUUAUCAGGUUAAAGCAAGAAAUUUUGCAAAUCAGAAUAAACUACUUAAGUCUGUUAGGCUUAGGAAUUUUCGAGAAAUCAGCCCCUGGUCAUAACUCUUUUUUUUUUAAUUUCGCAGAAGAAUAAACAUCUUGAAUUUAGACAAGGUGAGAGCACAUUUCCCUUUGCAGAGGGUAAAUAUUUUUCAAACAAAUGGUUAACCUUGACUGUCGUUCAUUUUAACUAAAGUUUAUGCACAGGUACACACAUAUAACGUUUAAAUCACAACAUUUAAUUCCUUUUCCUAUAAGCAAUUUUAUAUGCUUCCUUGUUUCUAUUUUUUCUAUAGGGCGGUUUUUGUGUUGGUAAUUUAGAUUUUGUUGAUAUAUCAUAACACUUUAUUUACAUGUUUCUUUUACAAUAAACAUUUAUAA